Halichondria panicea is the source of this 958-nucleotide messenger RNA. RefSeq names its product cyclin-dependent kinase inhibitor 3-like. The record is from RefSeq and is a predicted model, not a curated record. The coding region runs from base 157 to 810 and encodes 217 amino acids. The transcript is spliced from 7 exons. Gene Ontology annotation, molecular function: protein tyrosine phosphatase activity. Gene Ontology annotation, biological process: dephosphorylation. Lineage: Eukaryota; Metazoa; Porifera; Demospongiae; Suberitida; Halichondriidae.
CAACCAAUCAAAGUGACGAUCUAUUUCAACCCACAUGGGAGUUCUGGAGCUAUUUAAUAGCUAGCUAGCUGUGCUGCAACGUCUUUUCACAGUACAGUGCAGCAGAGAUCCAAUUGAUUUGCAACUGCUGCAGCUCCUCUGGCUGAAGUCACAAGAAUGGUUUAUUUACCACCGUCUCAAUCUUCUAACCCUGAGACCGACCGUACAGACUGGGACUCAGAUGAUGAGGUAGACGGACUGGCAGACCAAGACCCUCUGGACAUCACCUGGGUACAGAUACUGGAAUUCCGUGUAGCUGUGUGCUCAUUACCAGGUGAUCGACAUAGUGGCGUUAGGAGGAGUCUAGUUGCAGAUAUGGAAACGCUGAGGAAGAAUGGAGUGACUGACAUUUUUGUACUCUGCACUGAUACUGAGCUCCGUCGCUGCAAAGUUCCUGGUCUUGUGGUGGACUAUUUGCAGAAGGGCUUUGCUUCCCAUCACUACCCCAUGGCUGCAGACCAGCAUCCAGACAUGAAGCUCUGUCUCAAGCUACUGCAAGACAUCAAAUCUUGUUUGAUGAAGGGCAAAAAACCUGUGAUUCAUUGUGUUGACGGCCUGGGUCAGUCCUGUCUUGUUUUAGCAGCUCUCUGUAUGAUGUUAAACCCCCCUCUCCCACCUACGAUGGCCAUAGCGCACAUCCAACAAACCAGGGGACCUGCUGCCAUCCAAACUAUUAAGCAAUACAACUUUGUGAUGGAUUUUCAAAAGAACCUUGCAGAGUUUGUUCGAAGUCAUCCGUUUCCUUCGGAACAGUCAAGCACUAUUUUUUAACCUUAUCCGUCAAUUUGUGCCAUUAGCAUAAAUGUUCCCCAUUACAUGUGUAUCUUUUUGUGAUAGCAAUGUCUAGAAGCUUUUUGUCUAUAAUGUGGUAAUCAUCUUAUCCCAUAUCUGUCAAUUUCCACUUUGUUGUGGUAAAAUA